GGUCUGCUCAAGAAAUAUCACCAGGAAAAACGCUUUUACCAGUUACACAUCAAGAUCUGCUUCCUCCCAUUCCUGUGUCACCACCACCAAUUGAACCAGGAUCAGAUGAAUGGAUUUAUGUAGAUGAACCACUUCCCAAGGAGAUACCCAGCUUUUUAGUACCUUACUGGGAAAUGGUAGAAAAUGCAUAUAUGAGUACCAUCAAAACUAUACUUAGAUGUCUAAGAGAUGAACAACACUCUGUAAUUUAUUACUUAGCAGACAUUAGAAAAAAAUUCCAAGAUCAUUUGAAGUGUCCAGAUCUUAAGCAGGAGUUUGUUUCUCAGUGGCAAUCAGAUUUUAAUUCAGUUGCUGAUGACCUGCGAGAAGAUGAGGAAACAAAAGCAGAACUACACCAAAGAGUUACUGACUUAAGAGAUCUUCUCUGGGAUAUCUGUGAUAACAGAAGGGAAGAAGCAGAGCAGGAACGUACUGAUAUCAUGAAUGAUGGCUGGUUACCAGAUCAUAGGGGGAUUGCAAUGAACCAUUUCUUCUCACUUAUGCAGGUUGAAGUGGAUCGUUUCCAAGAUACAAAGAGACUUCUUCAUGACUACUACAGGGCAAUGGAAGGAAAAAUCCCAACAGAUGACGGUCAAGAUUUUACUAGAAUCCCGUUGUUAGAUAUUAUUGGUGUAGAGCAGAAAGAAGAUCAAAACAAAUCAAGAAGGAUUCCUUUAGUUUCUUGGAAACUGCCUUCACCAGAAAUAAAUAUUACCAAGUCAAAAAGCAAGGGAGCUCUACAGAAGAGUGCUAAGGAUGAGAAUUCUGUAAAUGGAGCGGCCACUUUUGGGAAAGAUGAAAAACUUAUUACUGAUACAUGGCAAAGAGCAGUAACAGCAGUAUCAAAUAUGGUAACAGCGGAAAUACAGUCUGAAGAAAUGGAGGAAGAAAAAGAACAUCAGCAACUAGAACUGAAAGAAGAUCUGAAAUCUUCACAGACACUGUCAGGCAAAGCUACUGGGAAAGGUGCCAAAGAUGCCAAAAAGCUUUCUCCCACAUCAGCUACUAAAAAGAAAGGGCCAUCUUCUACUGCAUCUGUGGUUGAAGUCAGUCCAGUUCCUAUAAACACAGAAGAAUUAAAGAAACGAGAACUGACACUUAAAAUAAAGCAAGAAUAUUUCAGUGCCUUAAAACAUGAGGAGAUAGCCACAAUAUCUCGACUAGAACUUAUAAAAGAAAAAGCUUUAGCAUUUGUUCAAGAGUUAACAAUGAAAGCAGAAGAGGCUUAUAAAGAUAUGGAAAAGUGGUUUGGAUCCAGGUUCUUGGCAGAAAUGUCCAGUGUUGAAAAGCUCAUUGAGGUUGCACGACAUCAUAUCGAGAGUUCUAGCAAAAUCCAAUACGAAAUUACUUUAGAAGAAACAGAUUUCUUCAUCAGCAGUGAUGUAAAAGUGAUUCCUGACCCUGUUCCUUCACCACAUGUUCCACUCCUAGAGACCUCAGGAAGUGGUACUCUAACUAUUUCACAACUUACUACACUCCAUAAGCAGUUUUUACAGGUGGCACCUAAAGGUUUUAUACAAAAGAAAGUAUUUAUUGACAUUUUUAUUGACUUGAUUAAUUUGAAUCUUGGAACAAAUUGCCUUCCUGAUAUCUGGCUGAACUUAACACUUCCAGUUUUACAAAAUCUGGCAUCUGCAUUCAUAGUGAACUCAGAAUUUAUUGACUGGCGCAGAUUCUUGCUAGCAGCAGCACAGCCCUGGCCAGUGCCAUCUGUGACACAACUUCUCAAAACACUACAUAGCUUCAAGUCUGUUGAUGUAGCUGGAUCAGGCUUUGUUACACAGGAGUACUAUAUGCAGGUUGGCUUGUGGUUUGAUGGAAAUGAAGAUCCAAGUGUAACAAAAAGUUGCACAGAAACUUUGCCUUUAGAUAGGCUGAGACAGCUCAUAAAGUUUUUCUUCACUUUAUUUGUUGAUACCGGAAAAGAUCCUGCUCUGCUCAACUAUACUGAGAUGCUACUUUAUUUUGCUUCCCACUCUGAUCCAGUUGAAGGUGUUUAUAGAGCACUUAGCGUUGCCACUGGAACAUAUAUUCAUAGGAAAGGAGAAGCUUCUCUUCCAUGUGUGGCUUUUCCGUAUCCCAACAUAGUAUCAAAUGAGAAAACUUUAAUAGAAGAUGAAAAAGAAGUAUUGAAUUACAUGGGUGAAGGAAUAAUUUCAGUGACAACUCUGCUCGAAGUGUUUCACACUGGAGGAAGUAAAGAUGAAGAUAAUCAUAGAUUUAGUAAUUUGGAGCAGGAAGGUAGCUAUGAUAAGUUAAAGCAUUUCAUCAAAAUAUACAAAGAAUUAGGCACUGAAGAUCUGACACCCAUUCCAGUUGCACUGCUUUUGCAGCAUCCUUUCAUUCAAGACUUGAUCAACAGAUAUCAAGAAUACAAGCUUCCUGAUAUUAAAAUCUUUCUCCAAAGAUCUGAACAGCAGUCAACUGAUGGAAAAAACACCACAUGUAAAGACAUCAAUGUAUGA
Phaethon lepturus (White-tailed tropicbird) is the source of this 2504-nucleotide messenger RNA. RefSeq names its product sperm flagellar protein 2-like. Lineage: Eukaryota; Metazoa; Chordata; Aves; Phaethontiformes; Phaethontidae. Gene Ontology annotation, biological process: sperm axoneme assembly. The record is from RefSeq and is a predicted model, not a curated record. Gene Ontology annotation, cellular component: manchette; sperm midpiece.